AAGUUAACAAGAUAUAACCUAAAAACCUUAGAAAAUUAUUUACUAAAUUACAAUAAAUUAAUAAACCAGCUCUAACCUGCUAAAAUUAAAAUCUUACCUCGUCUGGAUCAAGUUCACUCCAACUCCGCCCAACAUGUCGACCAUCGAUGGAAAUACGGUCCUUGCAAGAUCCUUAAAAGAACAAGGAAUCGAAUAUGUUUUUGGUAUCGUCGGAUUCCCCGUAAUCGAAUUUGGAAUGGCAUGCCAAACUGAGGGCUUAAACUACAUCGGAAUGCGAAACGAACAAGCUGCUUGUUACGCAGCUCAAGCAAUUGGUUAUUUAACUGGAAAACCCGGUGUAUGUCUCGUUGUUUCCGGGCCAGGACUUCUCCAUACGUAUGGUGGGAUGGCAAACGCCCAAAUUAAUUGUUGGCCUUUAUUGGUAAUCGGAGGUUCAGCUCCGCAAGAUCACGAAGGAAUCGGAGGAUUUCAAGAGUGUAAUCAAGUUGAAUUAUCACGCCCUUAUUGUAAAUACUCAGCUCGCCCACCGAGUGUUGGUUUAAUCCCAAUGCAUGUUGAAAAAGCGAUUCGAUACACAAUGUAUGGCCGACCCGGAGUUGCUUACAUUGAUUUACCCGGAAAUAUGCUAAGUUUACAAGUUGAGGAGGAAAAGAUUCCACGUCAAUACCUCGUUGGGGAUGUUCCAAUAAUCCACCCCCAACCAAGUUUGAUUAAAAAAGCUGUUGACGUCUUAAUCCAAGCAAAACGCCCCUUAAUCAUCACCGGAAAAGGAGCUGCAUAUGCUAACGCUAACAUCGAAUGCACUUCACUUGUAAAUUACACAAAUUUACCAUUUUUACCAUCCCCAAUGGGUAAAGGGGUAGUCCCUGAUGUCCAUAAAAACAGCGUUGCAUCCGCUAGAUCAACAGCUUUACAAAAAGCGGACGUUGUUUUGUUAUUAGGAGCAAGAUUAAAUUGGAUCUUGCAUUUUGGUCGCCCACCAAGGUUCGACCCAAACGUAAAAGUCAUCCAAAUCGAUAUUUGCGCCGAAGAACUCAACAACAGUGUCAAAUCGGAAGUUGCAAUCCAAGCCGAUUUAAAACCGAGCGUUUUGAUGCUUUUAGAAGAGGUACAAAAAAGGAGGUUUGUUUUCGAUGGAAAAUCUGACUGGUGGACACUUUUAAACGAGAAAUGCGAAGCGAAUCGAAAAGCUGUGCAAUCAAUGAUUGAUAUCAUUGAACCCCCAUUGAAUUAUUACACCGUUUUUCACCACUUACAAGAAGCCAUUCCAGAUAACAGUAUUAUUGUUAGUGAAGGAGCGAAUACUAUGGAUAUUGGGAGGAGUAUUUUAUUAAAUAACCUUCCAAGACAUCGAUUAGAUGCGGGUACUUUUGGGACUAUGGGGGUUGGUUUAGGUUUCGCAAUCGCAGCAGCUUUAUAUUGCCGCGAUUACGCCCCCAAGAAACGCGUAAUUUGCGUCGAAGGCGACUCGGCUUUCGGUUUUUCCGGGAUGGAAAUCGAAACUAUGUUCCGGCACAAACUCCCGAUCGUUUUGGUUAUCGUUAAUAACUCCGGAAUUUACAACGGAGUCCCCAAAGAUGUUUACAGCGAAAUUCGCGAAAUGGAUAAACCAUCGAGGAGCGUCCCACCAACCAUUUUAACAACCGUAACUCGAUACGAAACGAUGAUGAAUAUGUUUGAAAAGAAGGGACACUUAGUCACUACGAUUCCAGAACUUAAACAAGCUGUUAAAGAUAGUCUUGCGGUUCAAGAUGGGCCUAGUAUGAUUAAUGUUAUUAUUAAUCCUUCAGCUGAUAGGAAACCGCAAGCUUUUAAUUGGUUAACUGAGUCGAAAUUGUAAAGGAAUUGUGUAUAAAUUCUCAAAUUAGGUUAUGAUGGUUAAAGUGGGGUUAUGUUGUAACAUUUUGUUGUGUCAAAUGGGUUGCCUAUCCACAAAUUUUUUUAAAAAUUAUUAUUAAAUAAUAACUUUAUAAUUAUAUUUUAAAAGAUUUAAUAAAUAGGGAUUU
This is a messenger RNA of Onthophagus taurus, 2006 nucleotides long. It is a transcript of the gene Hacl, whose product is annotated as 2-hydroxyacyl-CoA lyase. The record is from RefSeq and is a predicted model, not a curated record. Gene Ontology annotation, biological process: fatty acid alpha-oxidation. Gene Ontology annotation, molecular function: catalytic activity; magnesium ion binding; thiamine pyrophosphate binding. Gene Ontology annotation, cellular component: peroxisome. NCBI's taxonomy places the organism in Eukaryota, Metazoa, Arthropoda, Insecta, Coleoptera, Scarabaeidae.